Drosophila kikkawai is the source of this 1167-nucleotide messenger RNA. RefSeq names its product Gustatory receptor 58a (gene Gr58a). The record is from RefSeq and is a predicted model, not a curated record. Gene Ontology annotation, cellular component: axon; membrane; neuronal cell body. Gene Ontology annotation, biological process: sensory perception of taste; male courtship behavior; chemosensory behavior. Gene Ontology annotation, molecular function: sweet taste receptor activity. Lineage: Eukaryota; Metazoa; Arthropoda; Insecta; Diptera; Drosophilidae.
AUGUUGCUGAAACUCUUCUACUUGUAUGGAGCAGGUUGUGGCCUGAUGCCUGCCCUGCUGCGAAAGCGGAAGUUCCUGCGGCAGAGAGGAUAUCUCGUCUACACGGCCUGCCUGCAUGGAGUGCUCCUGGUCCUGCUGCCCUUCACAUUUCCCCAGUACAUGUACGAUGGGAGCUAUAUGAGCGGGAACCUGGUGCUCCAGUGGGCCUUCAACUUGACCAACAUAACCCGCAUAUUCGUCAUGAUUUCCGGUGGUUUCUUGACAUGGUCGAAGAGGAAGAAGCUCCUGGAAAUGGCUGAAAGGACAUUUCAGCAUUGCCAGAAGUGCAAAAAGCUAGGCGAUGACUCCAGCCUCAGAAAGAGGUUUCGCGGGCUGCUGGUCCAGUACCUCUUCGUCCUCAAUUUGAGUGUCCUGGUGGCCACUUUGAUCCUGUGUCGAAUCGACACGGAUCAGAGCUUUAGCAAUGCCACAAUGAUAGUGGUGCACAUCCUGCAAUUCAGCUAUGUGGUCAUCAUGACGGCGUCCCUGUUUGUGAUCCUGGUAAUCCUCCACUGGCAGAACGAGCGAGUGCAGCUGGCCCUCAGGGAUUUGUCCCGCUCGCUGCACCACGAAGAGCGUAACUCCCUGGUCCUAUCCGGAGGCAAGGCCAGGAAGUCUCUCAGCAACCUGCGCAAUCUCUUCCAGCUUUAUUCCGAAAAUCAGAGACUGAUCCGUGAGGCUUUUAGCAUCUUUGACCUACCCAUAGCCCUUAUAUUGCUGAAAAUGUUUGUGACAAACGUAAAUCUGGUCUAUCACGGCGUUCAGUUCGGAAACGCGUCUAUAGAAACCUCGUCUUACACUAGAUUCGUGGGACAAUUGGUGGUAAUUACGCAUUACUGGAGUGCAGUUCUACUGAUGAAUGUUGUGGACGACUUGACCCGCAGAAGUGGCCCCAAAAUGGGGGAUAUUUUGCGGGAAUUUAGCGACCUGGAACUGGUGAAAAGGGAGUUUCAUUUACAGCUGGAACUCUUCUCGGAUCAUCUUCGCUGUCAUCCUGCAAUUUACAAAGUCUGUGGUCUCUUUGUUUUCAAUAAACAAACGAGUUUGGUUUACUUUUUCUACGUUUUAGUGCAGGUCCUGGUGUUAGUUCAGUUUGAUUUGAAGAAUAAAGUUAUCGAAAAACACUAA